UGGCAACCGAUAACCGUCUGACUCUCUCUUCACGGUUCCUGAGGGAAUCGAUCUCCCAACUGCAGGGGCCGAAAAGUCCGACCCUUAUCUUCCACCCGCACAAUGUCAGCUGCAGGAAAUGGGGAGCUCCAUCAUGUUCGCAGUUUGGCAUGCAAGAGGCCCGUUAUCGCUCGGAGCAACCUGCCCCACCACGUGAUGGGCCUCCAUCCGAAAGUCGGGCGAUCUGAGCUUGACAGGAUCAAGCAAUCAAGGAUCCCCCAUCCGGUGUCUCCGCGGCUUGGCUCCUCUCAGAUCCAGUUCAGGGGACAUUGACUACGUAUGUCUUCUCAGAUAAAUGCAUUUUCGAACCCCCCCCCGACGCAUUACCUGUCUCAAGGAGGGGGUCAUCUUGUCCCAUGGCCAGGCAUUCGUGCAUGUGA
Aspergillus ibericus CBS 121593 is the source of this 419-nucleotide messenger RNA. RefSeq lists its product as uncharacterized. NCBI's taxonomy places the organism in Eukaryota, Fungi, Ascomycota, Eurotiomycetes, Eurotiales, Aspergillaceae. The record is from RefSeq and is a predicted model, not a curated record. Bases 103 to 312 code for a protein of 69 amino acids. The transcript has a single exon.